This is a messenger RNA of Panicum hallii, 1284 nucleotides long. RefSeq names its product protein UNUSUAL FLORAL ORGANS. Gene Ontology annotation, molecular function: protein binding. The transcript has 2 exons. The coding region runs from base 1 to 1284 and encodes 427 amino acids. NCBI's taxonomy places the organism in Eukaryota, Viridiplantae, Streptophyta, Magnoliopsida, Poales, Poaceae. The record is from RefSeq and is a predicted model, not a curated record.
AUGAUGCACCAGCCUCCUCACCACCUGCCGCGCCUCCUCCCGUCGUCGUCGUCCUCGUCUGAGACGGCGGAGAUGGACCCCCGCGUGUGGCGCCGGCUGCCGCAGCCGCUGGUGGACCGCGUGCUGGCGUGCCUCCCAACGCCGUCCUUCCUCCGCCUCCGCGCCGCCUGCCGCCGCUUCUACAGCCUCCUCUACUCCUCGCCGUUCCUCCAUUCCCACCUCCUCCUCUCCCCGCACCUCCCCUUCUUCGCCUUCGCCGUCCCGUCCGCGGGGCACCUCUCCCUCCUCGAUCCCACCAGGCAGGCGCCCUCCUGGUCCCGCCUCCCGCUGCCGCUGCCCGCGCCGGGAGCCGGGCAGGCGUUCUCCCCGGCGGCCGCGUCGGCGGGCCUGCUCGCGUUCCUGUCGGACGCGUCCGGCCACAAGACGCUGCUCCUCGCCAACCCCAUCACGCGCCUCCUCGCGCCGCUGCCGCUCUGCCCGAACGCGCGCCUCUCCCCCACCGUGGGCCUCGCCGCCGGUCCCACCUCCUUCAUCGCCGUCAUGGCCGGCGACGACCUCGUGUCCCCCUUCGCGGUCAAGAAUAUCUCCGCCGACACCUUCGUCGCUGAUGCCGCCUCCGUCCCGCCCUCCGGCUUCUGGGCCCCGAGCUCCCUCCUACCCCGCCUCUCCUCCCUUGACCCCCGCGCCGGCAUGGCCUUCGCCUCUGGAAGGUUCUACUGCAUGAGCUCGUCGCCGUUCGCGGUGCUUGUGUUCGACGUGGCGGCCAACGAGUGGAGCAAGGUGCAGCCGCCGAUGAGGAGGUUCCUGCGGUCGCCGGCGCUCGUGGAGCUCGGUGGCGGGAGGGAGCGCGAGGCGAGGGUGGCGCUGGUCGCGGCCGUCGAGAAGAGCCGCCUCAGCGUGCCACGGAGCGUGCGCGUCUGGACGCUGCGCGGCGGUCAUCACGGGGGAGCGGCGGGCGGCGGCGGCGCGUGGACCGAGGUGGCGCGGAUGCCGCCCGACGUGCACGCGCAGUUCGCGGCGGCCGAGGCCGGGCGCGGGUUCGAGUGCGCGGCGCACGGCGACUUCGUGGUGCUGGCGCCCCGCGGGCCCGCGAGCCCCGUGCUCGUGUUCGACUCGCGCCACGACGAGUGGCGGUGGGCGCCGCCGUGCCCGUACCCGUACGUCGGGGGGAUCGGCAUCGGCGCGGGGUUCAGGGUGUUCGCCUACGAGCCCCGCCUGGCGACGCCGGCCAUCGGCCUCCUCGACGCCACGGCCCCGGCGGCCUUGCAUGGAAUGCAGGGCUAG